This is a messenger RNA of Cuscuta campestris, 819 nucleotides long. Lineage: Eukaryota; Viridiplantae; Streptophyta; Magnoliopsida; Solanales; Convolvulaceae. The record is from the annotation of a GenBank genome assembly.
CGCGAACCCCCCUCGUUACCGUACGUGCGACUCUCACCGCAUACGGCUCGCACAAAGACUCCUAAAUCCAUCCCGAAUGAGUGUAACUAUGUUACCUAUGUACAGAGAACAGAGAUUCGUUUCACUAUGUUACACUCAUUUAGUUCAACGAACAACGAACAACGAAUUUCGUUGAACAUAGUUCAACUCAUUUGAAACGAAUCUUCUUAUCUUAGGUCUUUCCUUUGGAAGAUAGAGAAAAGCGGAUGGUCCUGUUAACGAGUAAGUAAAGGGGAAAUCUUUCAACAAAUGAAGCGAAUUCUGAGUCGGGUUGUGAGGGUCCAGAAAGUGAAGCAAAUGAGGACACGGCUUAAGGGAUUGGAUCUACUAUUUGAUUUUGAGGUCCACCGACCGUCGGGUUCCAACCUACGUCUCCCAGCGAAAGAAGCAUCUGGCUUUCUUCUUUCUGGUACUGGUCAAGCCAAAUUCCAUUCCAAUCUGGGUAUUCUCUUAUUGGUAAAGCUCAUUUUAGGGUUUAUGGUAAAGCAUAUACGGCUGGAACUGGAAGAAAACCUUUCGCUUGAGUCGAGACUUGCCUCUUAGCUACUUAAAAGUAGUGGCAAGAAGUUAUUUUUAAAAAAAAGGGUUUCCCAGCGUUGACCUACAUUCAGAAAGCCUCAGCAAGAGCGGGAUAAGGACAGGAACAUUCUACUAAUUUUCUACCAUUUCUUCGGUUUCCGCUGCAGAUGGAUCAGCCGUUUCAAUGGUCUCUUUAGUCGUAGUCGCAAUUGAUGCCAUAGCUAGUCCAACCUAAGGCAGAAAGAAAGAGUCUUGCACAUU